Cottoperca gobio is the source of this 3526-nucleotide messenger RNA. It is a transcript of the gene adgrf3a, whose product is annotated as adhesion G protein-coupled receptor F3a. Gene Ontology annotation, molecular function: G protein-coupled receptor activity. The coding region runs from base 62 to 3094 and encodes 1010 amino acids. Gene Ontology annotation, cellular component: membrane. Gene Ontology annotation, biological process: adenylate cyclase-activating G protein-coupled receptor signaling pathway; cell surface receptor signaling pathway. NCBI's taxonomy places the organism in Eukaryota, Metazoa, Chordata, Actinopteri, Perciformes, Bovichtidae. The record is from RefSeq and is a predicted model, not a curated record. The transcript is spliced from 15 exons.
AUAGACUGUAUGAAAGAUGCUAUACAAAUAAAGCUUAUUAUUAUUAUUACAUUUUAGUUUAAUGCAUCUUUGCUGGAUAACAUCUGCAAACAUGAUACUGAACAUGAUGUGGACCUUUAUACUUCUCUUCCUCCUGGGACCAAACGUCUGGCAGGCGAAUGGAGAAGACAAUUCAACACAAAUGUAUUAUGUCAAACUGAUAAUAGAGGAAAGUGCAAUCGCAAACAUAACUGAGACACUGAGCGAGACCUUUGUGAGCAACACACACCUGAAGGUCGACAACCUUCAAACGACAACGACGUGUCAGAGCGUCCCGGACGGCGCCGAGUGCAGCUGCACGCCGGGCUUCAGGUGGAGCGAGACGGUCUGUCAGGAGAACACGUGCACCUUCCCCGGCAACAACACACACACCUGUGUUUCUAACACCACAGUCUCUAUAAAUGGAUCCCUUUUUCUGAACGGGGGGGGGCAUCACAACUGUCUGAAACUAAAAGACUCAAACAAAUUCCAGGAGUGUAACAACAAACUGUUAAAACAGAUGAGAACCGUGUACAGCACUUUGCCAGGAUUUAACACCCUAACGAUUAUAAAAUACAGGGUCGGAAGCGUCAUCGCUGACUUUGAAUUGAACUUUGUUCAAAGCAUCAACCAGCAAGAUUUGAUAAAAAGAUCAGAGAAUCUGAGCAGCAGUCUGUCAGCGUCACUGUCUCUGGAGACUACAGGUGUUGUCCAGUUAAGCCUUCUGUCUCAAAGCCCUGUGUGCAACGAGAAGCACACCCUCAAGUGCACGUUACGGGAGACCCUGAACGCACCACCAGUGUGGCAGCUGAGAAGUAACAACAGAGUAAUAGAGAUAUAUAACGGCACAGAGGCGAUAGUGGUAACUGAACCACAGGAGACCAGGGUCACACUCACAGUCCUUUCUAAACUCUGGGAAGGAGAGUAUUCAUGCACCUAUCAUCAACAGUUUGACUCCAUCAACAUUUCCCACAAAGCCAGUUUUGUUCUGGACCUGGCGCUGCUGCCCGACAUCCUCAUCACCACAGAACCUGCAUUUCCACGCUGCAAACAAAGUUCAGACCUUCAGCUGGUGAGAGUCCGAUGUGAGACAGGAAACAGCUCUGAACAAUAUGUUGUCUCGUGGACACACGAAGACGUCUUUCAUGGUGCGUCGGAACAAACUGAAUAUGGUUUUGCAGUUGAAGCAAUUGUUAGCUGCACAAAACCCUUGAAGACGCCUCGGAUGACGUGCACCUUCAGGAACAGGUGCAAUAAAACGAGAGCGGCAUCGACUGACGUCAACGUCAUCUAUGGAAAUUAUAGUUUCUGUGCAGCUGACGGCGACUGGGGAGAAACUAAAGCUGGAUUUACAGCCGUGUUGAAAUGCACAGAGGCGGCUGGACAAAGACGAAGGGACUGCAAGCUGAGCGCCACACAGGGAACAUGGGGGCCCGAGGUGUCAGCGUGUGUGAACCGUGACUUGGACCUUGUGCUGCAGACUGCAAACAUGGUUGACAACGGACUCGGCUUGAUGGAUGAAAAUGCUGCCGGCGUGUUUUCCCAGCUGGAAAGCGUCACUAAUGACUUGCAGUCUAUCAACACUUUCCCCAACAUGAACGCAUCUGUUCAAGUCUUCAUGAGUCUGAGUCACAAGCUAAAUUACAUAAACAAUGAAACAACAGCAAAUGAUUUUCUGGAUUCAUCCAGCAAUUUGCUGGAAAAGUCUCUUCCCGAAUCAUGGACGACGACGGCGGACGAAGACAGCGUGUCAUUGGCUGAGAGAUAUCUGAGUUCUGUUGAGCAUCUGAUUUAUUUAACAAACGUAACAAAUGUCCCUAAAAAGAAAAACAUAGAGGUUGCCACAUCUAUUUGCACGCAGAAGUCACAUUGUAACAACACGGUGUUCAACGUCACCGUCACCGUGGAUAGUCCGGACCCCGGCAGCGUGAAGACAGCGGGCUUUAAAGAACUGGAGAACUAUUUGCCCAGCAAGGAUGAGACGUUCAAGCCCAACAGCAUCGUGGUGUCGACGACGACUGAGAGCAAACAGCGGGCCGCAGUCGAGGUUAGAAUCCACUUUCCGCUGCUCAAGCCGAGGCCUCGCAACGUGCAGAUGAAGUGCGUGGCGUGGGACAACAGCAGCCAGGACUGGUCCGGAGACGGCUGCGAGUGGCAAGGUUCUUCUGAUGAGGGGCUUUGUAUCUGCAAACAUUUGUCCUCCUUCGCCAUCCUCAUGUCGAGGUACCCGGUGCACAUCAUAGGGCUCACCGAGGUCACGUACGUCGGACUCUCCGUGUCCGUCAUAUCUCUCGUCAUCAGCCUCACGAUAGAGCUGAUGGUCUGGAGCGCCGUCGUGAAGACGAACACUUUGUAUCUGCGCCACACCGCCCACAUCAACGUCUCUCUGUGUCUGCUCGUUGCAGAUCUCUGUUUCUUAGCAUCUUCUAGUCCAAGUCACGUUUCAGAGAUGUGGUGCCGGAUCUUUGCGGUGCUGAAGCACUUCUGCUACCUGUCCAUGUUCUUCUGGAUGUGGUGUCUGAGCAACAUGCUGCUCCAUCAAACCAUCUUCCCCAUGCACAGCGCCAGCAAGAAGACCUACUUGAGGCUGUCGUUGUUCCUGGGCUACAUGUGUCCUCUGCUGAUCGUCGUCAUCACCUUUCUGUUCUAUAAAGCCGGAGCUGAAGGCGAGUACUUCUCCAGAGAGACCUGCUGGCUGCUCUACUCUGGACUCAUGGCGGGUUCCAUCCACACGUUUGUCGUCCCCGUCGGCAUCAUCAUCUGCGUCAACGUGUUCUCCAUGAUGGUGGUGAUCAUGAAGCUUUUGGAUCACCGGAAGAAUACAGAAAGCUCUAACAAGAAGGACGCCAAGGUGGCCAUAACCGUCAUGAGGUCCGUUAUUCUUCUGACGCCAAUCUUCGGCGUGACUUGGAUCUUCGGCUUCGCCGUGAUGCUGCUGGACCUCACGUCCGGAGCCAUAGCUUUGUUGGUCAACUACGUGUUCACCCUGCUGAACGCGUUCCAGGUACAGUAUGACCCGCAGGUGGACGUCCCGCUGUCUGUCCGGCUCAGUAACCUUUCGUCACUUUGUUUUUAGGGUUUGUUCAUUUUGUUCACAACAUGCGUGCUGGAGAAACCGGUAAGAUGUUUCUUCUUAAGCAACUUAAAUCAUAACGCACUUACAUUUAUAUACAUAUUUAAAGCAUCUUAUACGUCUUCACCAGUAUUCAGAUCAUUCACUGCAGUAGAAAUACUCUGUUACUAGUAAAGUCCUGCAUGCAAAGUCUGACUUCAGUCAACGAGUAUCAGCGUUACAUAUUCUUAAAGUCGUGAAACUAUAACUUCUAUUAUAAUAAAGACAUCUGUUAUCGGCUGCACAAAGCUUCAUGUGAGUUAUCAGACACAACACAAGUUGUUUUAAAGAAGUGAGAUGUGUAAUUAGAAACGUGACGCAGUAUAGCAUUAAUGAAAAGGUUUUAUUUUCACAGACCCGGGACGCUCUUCUGACUCGUCUGAAGAAACGUGUAAG